UCCAAAGAAAAAAGAAUUAAGUGUUCUUGUGCAAGAUUUGAGAUGGAAGGUAUAUUAUGCAAACAUAGUUUGCACAUUUUAGUAAAGAAGCAAGUAUUAGAAAUUCCAUCAAGAUAUAUUAUGCAACGAUGGACAAUUAAUGCAAGACAUGUUGGGUUUGGAGUUGUUAGAAAUUGCAUUACAAAUAGUAAAGACCAACUCUCUAUCAUUAAACAUUGGGCUCUUAGGAGUAGAUGCAACAAGGCACUAGAAGACACAUUGACUUCAAGUACACUUCAUGAUAAGUUUAGUGCUUUUUUAGACUCAUUUUUUGAAGAAGUUGAGAAUUCCAAGAUUGAGAAGGAACAUAACGACAAUGGAAAUGAGAGCAAUGCCAGCAAUAAGAUGCCUACUUCAUCCAUACCCAUCUCUAUAGAGGAAGCAACUCAAAUUACUAUUCGUGAUCCAGAUAAGCCCGUUGCCACGAAGGGACGACCAACUCAGGCUACUAGAAUUAAGUCCGGAAUGGAAAUAGCUCAAGAAAAGAGUAUAAAAAAGCAAAGAUUUUGUGGAUUUUGUAAGGGAAAAGGACAUUAUAUAACAAGUUGUCCUUUAGCUAAGAUGAAAAAUGUUGCAGGUGGAGGUCGAGAAAGUUAAUGGAGAGCUAAAACAAAUUAGUUUGCAAGCGUAUUUCCCUGACUUACAAUAACCAUCAUGUGUUUCGGAACAUUGUGAUAAUUUGAACUAAAGUUAUUAAUGUAUGGAUGCAAUUAUUUGUUGUUUGAACCUUUUGUACCCAUAA
Asparagus officinalis (garden asparagus) is the source of this 781-nucleotide messenger RNA. RefSeq lists its product as uncharacterized. Lineage: Eukaryota; Viridiplantae; Streptophyta; Magnoliopsida; Asparagales; Asparagaceae. The coding region runs from base 43 to 636 and encodes 197 amino acids. The transcript is spliced from 2 exons. The record is from RefSeq and is a predicted model, not a curated record.